CAUUUUACUCGUCUCUGCUAAACCCCAAAAUGUUGUUUUGAAAUUUCUUGCCAUCGAAGGUACCUUCUUUCUUCACCAUCAAUUAAAACCUUUUUUUUCUUCUUCUUUUUCGAUUAAUUUAUCCAUCAACUCUCCCAUUUCCUCCCACGAAAAUCCUCUAUUUUGCAUUUUCCCCAAAAAAUUAUCGGCAUGCGUGGUGAAAACUCUUUAGCUAUAGUGACAGCACCAUCUGCGGCGGCGGAGACGGGAGGUUCAGCGACGGCCUUAGCACCUGGGUUUCGAUUCCACCCAACAGAUGAAGAGUUGGUUAGCUAUUACUUGAAAAGAAAAGUUACAAACAAGCCUGUCAGAUUUAACGCUAUUGCAGAAGUUGAUAUUUACAAGCACGAGCCUUGGGACCUUUCAGACAAGUCAAGAUUGAAAACCAGAGACCAGGAGUGGUAUUUUUUUAGUUUAUUGGACAAGAAGUAUGGGAAUGGAGGAAGAAUGAAUAGGGCCACAAACCAAGGGUAUUGGAAGGCCACGGGGAAGGACCGAGAGGUCCGCCACAAUGAUCAGCUUAUGGGGAUGAAAAAGACACUAGUAUUCCAUAAUGGGAGAGCUCCAGAUGGGUUGCGAACCAAUUGGGUUAUGCACGAGUAUCGACUUGUUGAAGAAGAAUUAGAAAGAAUUGGGACAUUGCAGGGGUAUGUGCUAUGUAGAGUAUUUCAUAAGAAUAACAUUGGACCACCCAAUGGAAACCGAUAUGCCCCUUUCAUUGAGGCAGAAUGGGAUGAUGGUUCAGCAGUUUUAGUUCCAGGAAUAGAUAUUGGGGAUGAUGGUGUAGCUUCUGAGAAGGCACUGGUUGAAAGCAAUGGUGUUCAAAGAAGUGGUUUUGAGCAGGAGAUUCAAAAUGCAGAUGAGGAAGCUCCAGCUAAUGAUAAAGUUCGGAGGGAGUUACUGAAUGAGAGAACAUAUGACUGUCCUCCAUUACCUCCGGGCAAGAUUGAGAGACUAGAUAAUGGCCCUCCUCUAUGCUUGAUUAAUAGAGAAGCACCCUUGCCUCUAAUCCAUUACAAGAGAAGACGCCAGAAUGAUUCAGGACCUAGCCAUGCAAAUAUUUCCGAGAACUCAACAAGAACAACUCAGGAUCAUUGUUCAUCUACAACAACAGCAGGGACAACCACAGCAUCACCAUCAUCGGAUACAACAACAGCAGUUUCUGCACUGUUGGAAUUUUCUUUAAUGGAAUCUAUAGAACCCAAAAAGAAGAAGCCUCAUGUUCCUCCACCAAUAUAUGAAACUGCUAACCUAGAUUCAAUGGUGCCUCCUGGCUGCAUGAAACUUAUCACUGACUUGCAGAAUGAAAUCCGCAAGAUUUCUGCAGAGAGGGAGACGUUGAAGCUUGAAAUGAUGAGUGCUCAAGCUAUGAUUAACAUUCUCCAGUCAAAAGUAGAUUUUCUUAGCAAGGAAAAUGAGGAUCUAAAGAGAAACAACCGUGAACUCAGGGGUGGUUCAGUUGGCUCAUGCAGCCAUCCUUAGGAGGCCAACCCCAAAGAGGAACUUAAGUACUGGUACUUUUAUCUGUUUUUCUUACUGUUCUCCAAUGACAUUGUAUUAGCAUUUGGUUUGUUGUUGAACAGUGUUGUAGCUUUGCUGCUUAUUUAUGCCUUGUUCAUCUAGUUGAUGUUAUAAUUCGAAAUGUAGGAAAUUUUCCUUCUCAACUAAUAGAGAUGGAUGAUUCCCUUGAUUUUUAGUGAUUUCAUCUAUUUUAGCUAA
Messenger RNA from Gossypium raimondii (Peruvian cotton), 1758 nucleotides. Its product is annotated as NAC domain containing protein 52. The transcript has 4 exons. Gene Ontology annotation, molecular function: DNA binding. Bases 190 to 1521 code for a protein of 443 amino acids. The record is from RefSeq and is a predicted model, not a curated record. Lineage: Eukaryota; Viridiplantae; Streptophyta; Magnoliopsida; Malvales; Malvaceae. Gene Ontology annotation, biological process: regulation of DNA-templated transcription.